UCAAGAAGUACGAGUAACUAGUUACAAUGAAUACAUCAAAAAAGAAAAAGUUUUAAUUCCGUGGGCAAUCCAAUUUGGGGAUAUUAUAUGAUGUAAUUUAGCCCCCAUUUCUUGUCAAUACAAAUGUAAUUCAAGGUCAGAUUUCUUACAAUUCUUUCUUAUGUAAAUAUAUACAUAUAUCUUCUUAUAUGUUCUUCAAUUGAUGCUAAAAAGGUAAAUCAACCGGAUAAAAAUAUAGAAAAAUGGAUGAUCCUAUAGAUACUAAUAUUGAUUUAAACCAACACCCAGUUGCUGAUCCAUCCCCAGAAUCACAAUCUUUAGAAACCCCACAAAAUGAAAUUCAAGAUAGAUUCAGGGCUUUGGAAGCACUUAAUUCUGUUAGGGUUAGGCGGCCGCAAAGAGUCGUAAAUGAUUCGAUGUCGAAUUUGAAUAAUGAUAUAAAGAGGAAUGUUAGUUAUUUGGAAAAAGCAUUAGAAAUGAAUUUGGAUUAUGGUAGUGAAAAUAAAAAGAUUGGUGAUAAUGAAAAAGGGAAUUAUUUUGAUUGUAAUGUUUGCUUAAGUAUGGCCCGUGAUCCGGUUUUGACUUGUUGUGGGCAUUUGUUUUGUUGGGGGUGUUUUUAUAAAGUUCCUUAUGUUGAUUCGAUUUCGAAAGAAUGUCCUGUUUGUAAAGGGGAAGUGAUUGAUUCAAACGUUGUACCGAUUUAUGGGAACGGGAACGGGAAUGAGAAAGGAAUGGGCAAACGGGCGUUGGAGUUGGAUUCUGGGCUGACGAUACCACCAAGGCCACGGGCUCGUAGAGUGGAGAGUGUUAGACAAGAGAAUAUUGGUCAGGAGUUUCAUCAUGUGAUGAUGGCAAAUGCAGUUAGAAGGAUUAGAGCUGUCCAAGAAACCGCUCCUUCUCAGAGUGUUAACAGUUUAGGUUCAACAUCAAAUGCAGAGAGGAAUCGUGAAGCUAGACAGUUUUCUCGAAGUGGUCCCAUGCUUUCUUCCAGUGCAUCUCCAUUGAACAGAUAUCUGGAUUUUGAUACUCAUAUUAGCAAUGGGGCUCAACCAGUUUAUCGAGACAGAGUUACUUCGGUUUUUAACGCUAGUGUUUCUAUCCAGACGGUUUUCCAAAGAAACGUUGCUGCUGCUACUGCAGUGCAUUCGGGUACUUUACCAACAAACGGUUCUGUUGAGAUUGAUGUGACUAUAUCUGGUCCCCGGAGAAGGAGAAGAAGAAGAAGAAGAAGGGGUGUCUCACCGGCUAUGAAUUUGGAAGGUGAAUCUUCAGUAGAAUUUAGGAGACGAUUGAGGUGAUAAUAAUAGUAUAUACUUCUCUUAGUUUGCUGUUACUCAAUAUCAUAUACAUUGUUAAAAAAAUGCUAUAACAUAGUAAGGUUACUAAAUAUCCUUUUAGUAACCAGGUUUCGUGUUUUCUGUUGAAUUUUCUAUGUGGUAAUGGCCUUAGACAUCAAGAAAAUGUAAUAGCUUAGAAUUAGAACAACAGAAGAAUGAAAACAGACUUUACAACGUAUA
This is a messenger RNA of Erigeron canadensis, 1517 nucleotides long. RefSeq lists its product as uncharacterized. The record is from RefSeq and is a predicted model, not a curated record. Gene Ontology annotation, molecular function: ubiquitin protein ligase activity; ubiquitin-like protein conjugating enzyme binding. Lineage: Eukaryota; Viridiplantae; Streptophyta; Magnoliopsida; Asterales; Asteraceae. Gene Ontology annotation, cellular component: endoplasmic reticulum. Gene Ontology annotation, biological process: ubiquitin-dependent protein catabolic process. Bases 243 to 1298 code for a protein of 351 amino acids. The transcript has a single exon.